AUAGAAAGGACGGUGAAUGAGAAGAACUUCCUGCAAGCCAUUGAUCAUCCUCUCAUCGUUAAUGCCAAACAUAACUUCUGGAAUAACGAUAAUGCUUAUAUCGCUUUCGAUCUUUCUGUAGGAGGAGAGUUGCAAAGAACACGUCAUCUGUUUAAAAAUUCGAUGAAAAUACUGCUCAAUUUUAUAGAGCUCAUUUUUUUGGCACUGAACUUUCUACAUGAAGUUGGCAUAGUCUAG
Messenger RNA from Helobdella robusta, 237 nucleotides. RefSeq lists its product as hypothetical. The transcript has a single exon. The annotation marks the transcript as partial. NCBI's taxonomy places the organism in Eukaryota, Metazoa, Annelida, Clitellata, Rhynchobdellida, Glossiphoniidae. The record is from RefSeq and is a predicted model, not a curated record. Gene Ontology annotation, biological process: protein phosphorylation. Gene Ontology annotation, molecular function: ATP binding; protein kinase activity.